Molecule: messenger RNA, 2060 nt
Organism: Camponotus floridanus (Florida carpenter ant)
Lineage: Eukaryota; Metazoa; Arthropoda; Insecta; Hymenoptera; Formicidae
Gene: nSMase
Product: putative neutral sphingomyelinase
Exons: 6
Coding region: 197-1375 (392 amino acids)
Cellular component (GO): cytoplasm
Molecular function (GO): sphingomyelin phosphodiesterase activity
Source: RefSeq, a predicted model, not a curated record
GUCAAACACACGAAUAAAAAGAAAGGAUGAGAUAAAUCGCUUUUUUAUUUGAUAAUUAUAUUUAUAUAUUAAUCUGAAUAAAGGCAUGAAACUGUCGGAGGAAGUUGUAAUGUGCUAUUUUUAGAAUUAAGUAUAUUCAUCAUCGUAUGUUAUAUUCUCUCAUAAUAAAUAAUAGGGAUACGUUCUUAAAAUAGCGAUGGCAAACGAGGUAUCGGCGAGUAUUCUGACACUAAACUGUUGGGGCAUACCAUAUGUUUCGAAGAAUAGAAUCACACGUAUGUCUGCUAUUGCGGAGAAGUGUGCCAGUAGAGAGUACGAUAUAAUUUGUUUGCAAGAGGUUUGGUCUGUCGAGGAUUUUAAAGUGAUAAAGGCAAAAGUGCAAGAAAUUCUUCCUUAUUCGCAUUAUUUUUAUAGCGGUGUUGUUGGAUCAGGAGUAUGUAUCUUAUCACGGUAUCCUAUUUACGAUGUCAUGUUCCACAAAUGGCCCUUAAAUGGUUACGUUCACAAAAUACAUCAUGGGGAUUGGUUUGGCGGUAAAGGUGUUGGGCUAUGUAAAAUUAAGAUUCUCAAUAUGAAUAUUAAUGUUUACACUGCACAUUUGCAUGCGGAAUAUAACCGAGAGAAUGAUGAAUACAUGGCUCAUAGAGUUCUGCAGGCAUUUGAUACUGCACAAUUUGUAAGAAUGACCAGCGGUGGCGCGGAUGCUGUAAUAUUAGCUGGUGAUCUCAAUACUGAGCCACAAGAUUUAGCAUAUAGGAUUAUACGCGGCGUUGGCGGUUUAAUGGAUGCGUGUCCGAGUAGUGCGAGUCACAUAGGGACCAACGAAUGUGCCAAUAACAGUUAUACAUGCUCAAAGUUCGCUCGAACGAGACCAGAUGGAAAGCGUAUAGAUCAUAUUUUAUACUUAGGUUCGAAAAGCGUUAAAGUUGAAAUAACAAAUUUCCAACAUCCUUUGCCAAAUCGUGUGCCGUAUAAAGAUUUCAGUUAUUCAGACCAUGAAGCUGUUAUGGCUACUCUUAAAUUCACUAAUGGUGAACAUGACAUCAGUGACAAUUUGGAUGUAACAGAUUCUUUAAAAGAAGCAAUUGAAAUUUGCGAAACUGCAUUGAAAAGUGUACAACGCCAACGAUUUUGGUAUCUGCUAUCAGCUUGUAUACUUGUUGUUCCAUUAAUUUGGUCUAUUGGGUUAGACUGUAUAAACACAUCCUUAAGUAUCGAUAUUGGUGUAAACAUAUUACGUAUAUUUUUAACUGGAAUAUUAUGUUAUACUCUAUUUAUGAGUUCAUUAUGGAAUAGUGUGGAAAAAAAUGCUUUAAAAGCGGGAUGUUCAGCUAUGGAAGUUUACAUAAAACGAUUGACGAAUGACUUACAUUGAAGCAUUGAACGUUAAAUUUAUACAGUAUUACUUUUGAAGAAAUAUUUGUGGUAUACAAAGAAUUCAAAAUUGAUCGUGCUCAAACAAAAAAAUUAAAUUAAUAUAAGAAAGUUUUUUAUAUGUUCUCUUAACACGCGACGUAGAUCCUAAGAUAUAUAGAUUUUAAUUUUCAAACUUCCAGAAAAAUUUAUUUUAAGUUUGCACUUGUAUCAUUUAACGAUUUUGUUAAAUGAAUAAAACUCAGAUUCACAAUAGAUUUAAACGUUAAAAUUGCAUCGCUGAUUAUCGUCUCUCUGAAGUUACUUUUUAUUGACGGAUUAUAAUAGUAAUUAUUUUUUAGAUUUAUAUCUAGACAUUUAUAUUGCAGUAUUACUGAUUGACCAAUUACAUGAACAAUGCAUAUCACAUCAAUCGAUGAUAUGGGUAAAAUAUAUCUAUUAAUGUUUAUGCAUUUAUGCUUCCAUUGCAAAAUUAAAACUGUUUAAUUCAGUUUUUGAAUCCAGCAUUUCUUUAUACAUUAUUGUUAUGUACAAAUCGUAUGCUUUGCGUUUCUAAUACAGAUAUAACAUACAACACCAAAAAUAAGCAUUUAUUCUAUAUCUAAUAUAUUCUAUAUUCUGUAUCGAAUAGGUUUGUAAAAGAGAUUUUCUAUACUUGAUAUUCAAUUACAUUACAUUAUACAUAU